Pisolithus orientalis is the source of this 573-nucleotide messenger RNA. RefSeq lists its product as uncharacterized. The record is from RefSeq and is a predicted model, not a curated record. NCBI's taxonomy places the organism in Eukaryota, Fungi, Basidiomycota, Agaricomycetes, Boletales, Pisolithaceae. The transcript has 2 exons. The coding region runs from base 1 to 573 and encodes 190 amino acids.
AUGCCUUUGGAUGGCCUAGAAGCACUUGGUUGGGUGAUGGCAACUUUUGUCAUUUCACUUCUAUGCAGGUUUUAUCAAGCAGUUUAUUUCAUGUGGUUCAGUAUCAUUACCAAUUUCCACUCUGCCUUCAUUGCCUCUGCUCUUUAUUGGGCAAUGGCUUUGGGUGUUCUGACAUGGUACCAGGUUCUAGACCUAAUUGGCAUGUAUCAACAUGUUCAAAAUCUCUGCCAACUUCUUCCUCUGGAAAUUCCCAAGCAAAUUGUGGAACUUCCUGAUGGCAUUCCAGAGCUCCCUAGGCAUGAGGUGCCAGUGAUAUUUUUAAAUCUGCCAGAACAACCACCACAUUAUUUGCCUCAUGCUAUUCCUGAUCAAGAUGAUGAUGUGGAUCUUGAUCCAGUUCUGCCUUAUAUGGAACAAGAGGAACCCAUUGCUCUGCCUUCUACCAUGUGGAUGCCCACUCCCAAACCAGAAAUGGUUCAGGAAGUCUAUGAUGCUCUUGCCACUGCUGAGGCAGUUGCCACAGAGAUUGAACUUGCCAAUAUAAACACUGCAGAGUUUGAACUGUUAUUUUAG